CGAUUGUUGUUGAUUUCAUAAAGAUUGAUUGAUAUCUCUGUUGAUUUCGGCGUAUUUGGCGAAUCAAAGAAUAUGGAUGCAAAAUUCAAAAACCCUCUUUCUCACACACUUCAGGUUUUCUUUCUAGGGUUUAAGGUGCAGUUUGAAAUUCAAUUGGAGAUUCUUUUACGGCUGUCUGAUGAAUAAGAAGAAGAUACCUGAAUCAAAAUUCAAUAACCCUCUUUCUCACACUUCAGGCUGUUGGUGAUGCUUUCAAUGAAGGUGUAUGUGAAGAACAGGCUAGACUGACGUGUAUCGGCCCAAAAGCAAAAGAAGCUUGCGAGAAUCAAAAGGUUAGAAAGGUUGGUUUGUUUGUUGGUAGAUACACAUAUUUAUACGGAUGUAUAAUCUUUCAGAUCACCAACACCAGAUCUGAUUCAUGGAAAUGAUUCAUGGUUGAAAGCUCUAAAAAGUUGCAUCUCUGACUCAAACGUGAAACACAUGGACUCUAUAGACUUGACAGCUGCCGGAUAUGAUAAUUUGGAAUCAUCGAUGAAACUUAAGCUUUUAGUUUUCCUCUGUGAUGAAGGUCUUGGAACUGAAAAGAUAAGAAAUUGGAUUGAUGAUCAAAAUGUGAAGUUUGUUGAAAAGAGAAAGGAAGCAAAGGAGAAACUUUCGGUUGCAAAAGAUAAGGAGAAAACUAUAAAGCUGAAAAUGCAGGAUGAUAUUGCCAAAGCAAUCAUAGCGAAAGAAGGUGUUCCUCUUACUUUAGCUGAACAUGAUGCUAUUGUUUCUAAGAUCAAGAAUAAAGCAGCCGAAGCACAUGUUGAAAUGCUUGCAUGUAAAGAAAUGGUUCCAGUUGAUAAAUCGAGGCCCGAUGCUGUGAGAGUAGCACCGAUUUUCAGGGACAACAGUGGGCAUAUGUACUGGAGAUUAAAAGGGUGUUCCGAGAAUCCUGGUAUUCUUCUUUAAGGUGAGAUCCAGAUGCAG
This is a messenger RNA of Helianthus annuus (common sunflower), 969 nucleotides long. RefSeq lists its product as uncharacterized. NCBI's taxonomy places the organism in Eukaryota, Viridiplantae, Streptophyta, Magnoliopsida, Asterales, Asteraceae. Gene Ontology annotation, biological process: regulation of DNA-templated transcription. The transcript has 6 exons. Bases 481 to 951 code for a protein of 156 amino acids. Gene Ontology annotation, cellular component: nucleus. The record is from RefSeq and is a predicted model, not a curated record.